UGUUUGCCUGUCUUACUCAGAUUUUUAAUCCAAAUAAAUCCUUUUGUGGCCAGAAGGGGAGACGUUGAGUCAGCAUUUUCUUCCACGGUAAACUGUUAUCUUUGGGAUGAGUAACAGAAGCCAUUUGAUGACUCGUGGUGCGUGGGAACAUGGGAGUUGCGUCUUCAACACAUGACGUUGAAAUAUUAAGGGUUUCCACUGAGGCCUUUGGUUGUAAAUCUGAAUCGACGUCCGGAGCGGAGUGGCAGCGGCUGUCAGGUUUCAGGACUAAAAUAGAAAUGAAUGCGGCUGAGGCAAAAGCUUUAGCCGCAGCUCCUCACUCCGUCGUUUCAGAGUUGCUUCAACAGUAUCUUAGUGGUUCUUAAUGUAUAUUAAUGGUCUUGUGUAUCGUAUUGGUUUUUAAUGUAUCUUUAAAUCUUAAUGUCAGCGGUUGGGUGGCUGAUCGUAGGUCUACUUUGUUUCUCUAAGAUCGUCAUGUCCGACCAACUCAAACUCAAGUCAGUAGACUUUGAAAUUUUCGGAAAUGUCCAGGUACACGGAGCAGGAGGGGCGGAGCUUGGGCCUGAGUGGGUGGGUCCAGAACACCAGACGAGGCUCUGUUAUUGGUCAGAUCCAGGGAGCCGCCGGAAAGGUUGACCAAAUGAAGGACUGGCUGAGGAAUGUGGGGAGUCCCAGCUCUCGAAUCGACCGGGCCGUCUUCUCUAAUGAGAGAGACCUCAAAGAACCAGAGCUGAAGGGCUUCAAAACCCGGCACUGAGCUCCACCACCAGGCCCACCUCCACCACCAGGCCCACCUCCAACACCAGGCCCAUCCAAACCACCAGGCCCACCUCCACUACCAGGCCAAUCCAAACCACCAGGCCCACCUCCACCACCAGGCCCAUCUCCACCACCAGGCCAACCUCCACCACCAGGCCCAUCCCUACCACCAGGCCAACCUCCACCACCAGGCCCACCUCCUGCACCAGGCCCAUCUCCACCACCAGGCCCAUCCCUACCAGCAGUCCCAUCUCCACCACCAGGCCUAUCACUACCACCAGGCCCACCUCCAUCAACAGGCCCAUCUCCACCACCAGGCCAACCUCCACCACCAGGCCCAUCCCUGCACCAGGCCCACCUCCACCACCAGGCCCAUCUCCACCACCAGGCCCACCUCCACCACCAGGCCCAUCUCCACCACCAGGCCAACCUCCACCACCAGGCCCACCUCCACCACCAGGCCCAUCUCCACCACCAGGCCCAUCACUACCACCAGUGUCUUAUCUGCUCUGACUCAUGGUCCAUUAUGUAACUAUUCCAUUGGGGUUUAGGGCUAAAAUGUAAACGAGCACCGUGUUCAGAACACUGUGGAACACACACUUAGAAUGUAAUAAUAAUGCCCAAAAAAUAGGUAAUCUAAACAAACAAUACUAUGGAUUGAUUGGUGAGACUCCCCCACACCUUGACUUACGUACUAUAGCAACCAUGUUUCGUCAUCUUCCAGACCAUGAUACUGUCUCCAUAUGAAUGUCAGCAUUGAGCAGAGCCACUAGUGAGCAGCUAGUAGUGAGCAGCUAGUAGUGAGCAGUGCCUGGUAGUAAGCAGGAUCUAUGAGUGAGCAGGGUGGUAGUGAGUAAUACUAUUAUUGGUAUAAUGACCAAACUAUUAAAAUAAAUACUAUUGGUACUAAUGCUAUUACUAGUAAUCAUGUACAUGAGGUACAUGAGGCUAUUAUCUCUAAUGCACAACAUUCUACAAAGCCUGUAUCACUCUGUUGUUUGGGGACUCUUGUUGUUUGUUGUGUGUUCUUCUCUGAGGAAACUUCAACGUAUUCCUGCUGCUAUUAAAAAAAUACAU
Gadus chalcogrammus (walleye pollock) is the source of this 1836-nucleotide messenger RNA. RefSeq names its product acylphosphatase-2-like. Gene Ontology annotation, molecular function: acylphosphatase activity. The transcript has 4 exons. NCBI's taxonomy places the organism in Eukaryota, Metazoa, Chordata, Actinopteri, Gadiformes, Gadidae. The record is from RefSeq and is a predicted model, not a curated record. The coding region runs from base 524 to 757 and encodes 77 amino acids.